AGGAGGGGCUUGGCGGGGAGACGCGGCUCGGCCCGCUUGGAUCCCCCGGGACCCCCGGGACCCCCGGCCUCUAUCGCUCCCGGCUUCCAACCCCCCCGGCUCCAGGUUUCCCCUUGCUCGGGGCCCCACCGGCUCCGGGCCCCUGCCGUUACCGGGACCCCUCUCGGCUCCGAGCUUCCUCAGCUCCGGGACCCCCGACUUCCAAUCGCGCCCUCUCCCGGCACCGGGAUCCCCAGCCUCCAACCCCGCCGGUUCCGGGACCCCCCGACUUCCAACCCCCUGUCUCCCGGCCCUGCCCGCCCCUGCCCCUCUCCCUCUGCUGUAUCCGCGGGUGUUUUCGAGCAGCUCCAGCCCAGGGCUGAGGUUCUGUGUCUCCUGCCCGGGUCACUGCACGGAUCGAAAAGGCCUGGAGAGGUUUUCCGUAAUUCCCGUGGCAGUUUACUGCCUUACCACAACAGAAACUAUGCGGGAAAGGAAGUUCUAUCAAAGUGUGUUCCACUAUGAAGUAAAUAGAGGAACAAACUUUCUCACGUGUCUUAGAUGUGCACAGGAAAGCUUUGUAUCCAGAGCAGUGCUCGAAAGACAGAACGAGAAACACAGUUUCAAGCAAAUUAGGCGGAAACACUGUGAGUUAAAGUGAAAUGUUAAAUUCUCGACCAGGUUGAGGCAAUGAACCAGCUCAGUGAAGGGAAACAGAGGAGACACGUUCUAAAUUUAUUCCUGCACAUGAGCUGUUUGAUUUGUGGGAGGGACUGGGAUCCCAAAACGGAAACUGGGAGCUUUGCAAAAGGAGGUUUCCUGAAAUCACCAUCUUAGAGAGAACUAGUAUUUCCUUGGGUUGUUGCCUGGAAUGCUCAUCACUUGAGCAUGAGGACUGUUCUGUUUACCUGGUAAUUAUGAGGGAAUUCCUGCUUUGGGGAGAGGGAAUGGAAGGAAAAGUGCUCUGAAUACACUCAAGAAUAUUCUCAGUGAACAAACAAACUUAAUGGGAGUUCUUUGGCAUGAUGCUGUUAUAUCAGGAAUUUGCUCAAUGCCUAUUUGCCCCUCUGCACAUCCACUGCCCGGUGUCCCAGCGCCGCGCGUGCUCCGCACACUGCCCGGCCCCCGCAGUCAAGCCCCGCUAGACCCCGCACCCCAGGCAAAGCCGCUGCAGCUCCGGGAUCAAACGCACGAGCUCCCCGUCUCGAUGUUGCCUCGCUUUCCACGCGGUCCCAGCACGUCCUGCCUCGUCUCCCAGCGCUGCCCCGGCUGCCCGCCCGCCUCUUGUGGGGGCCGGGGCGGCCCGGGAGGAGGAGCCAUCGCCUCCUCGCUUCCUCCGCCCGUCUCCGCCGGGUGGGUCUGGUGCGUGGCACAGCUCCGGCAGCCCCGGAGUCGCCCGGUCCGUCUCGCAGGCAUUGCUGCCGGUCAGUGUCAGCUCCUGGAGCGGGGUCCGGGCGGGGAAGCCGCCUCCAUGGUGCCUCCGGCGAUGCUGCUGCUCUGGGCGGUGCUGGCCCUGCUCGGGGCGGGGGGUGGCCGUGCCUCCCAGCAGGAAGAAAACCUGCUGGUUCUGACUGUUGCCACCAAGCAGACUGAAGGAUUUCAACGCUUCAGAAGAUCAGCCCAAUUCUUCAACUACAAAGUGCAGGUGCUGGGGCUGGAUGAGGAGUGGCAGGGUGGAGAUGACCAGCAGCCAGCUGGAGGUGGGCAGAAGGUCCGUCUCCUGAAGUCAGCUCUGAAGCAGUAUGUGGAUAAGGAGGACUUGAUCAUCCUUUUUGUAGAAAGCUAUGAUGUGCUCUUUGCUUCGGGCCCCACAGAACUGCUGAAGAAGUUCAAACAAGCCAAGAGCAAGGUGGUUUUCUCAGCAGAGAAUUACAUCUAUCCUGACAGAAAGCUGGAAGCCAAGUAUCCUCGGGUGCGAGAUGGAAAGCGCUUCCUGGGUUCUGGAGGCUUCAUAGGUUAUGCUCCAAACCUGAAGAAGCUUGUGGAGGAGUGGAAAGGACAGGACAAUGACAGUGACCAGCUCUUCUAUACAAGUAUCUUCUUGGAUCCAGAAAAAAGAGAAAGUAUCAACAUCAGUCUAGACCACAGAAGCCGGAUCUUCCAAAACCUAAAUGGAGCAUUAGAUGAGAUAGUACUGAAGUUUGAAAACUCACGAGUGAGAGCAAGAAACUUGUUAUAUGACACUCUGCCUGUGGUGAUCCAUGGAAAUGGACCCACCAAGCUGCAGCUGAACUACCUGGGAAACUACAUUCCUCAAAUAUGGACAUUUGAGACUGGCUGCACGGUGUGUGACGAAGGUCUGCGAAGCCUCACGGGGUUUAAGGAUGAGGCAUUGCCAAUGAUUCUGAUUGGCAUUUUCAUCGAGCAGCCCACCCCAUUCCUCUCCCAGUUUUUCUUGCGGCUUCGUAACCUUCAUUACCCAAAGCAACGAAUCCAGCUCUUUAUUCACAAUCAUGAGGAACAUCACUUGAUGGAGGUAGACUCUUUUGUAGAAGAGCAUGGCAAAGAAUAUCUCACUGUCAAAGUGAUCGGACCAGAGGAUGAGAUGGAGAAUGCUGAGGCACGUAACUUGGGCAUGGAUUUGUGCAGGAAGGAUCCUGACUGUGACUAUUACUUUAGCCUGGAUGCUGAGGUAGUUCUGAAGAACACAGAGACUCUGAGGAUCCUGAUUGAACAAAACAAGCUGGUGAUUGCCCCCCUGGUAAGCCGUCAUGAGAAGCUGUGGUCCAAUUUCUGGGGAGCGCUGAGCCCUGAUGGAUACUAUGCCCGCUCAGAAGAUUACGUGGAUAUUGUUCAAAGGCGGAGAAUUGGGCUUUGGAAUGUUCCCUACAUCAGCAGUGUUUACAUGGUUAAAGCCAAGGCUCUGCAUUUGGAGCUUGACCAGGGAGAUCUGUUCCACAGUGGCAAGUUGGAUGCUGACAUGGCUUUCUGCCACAACGUUCGGAAUCAGGGAGUGUUUAUGUACCUGACAAACCGGCAUCAAUUCGGACACAUACUGUCUCUGGAGAAUUACCAGACAAGUCACCUCCACAAUGAUCUCUGGCAAAUAUUCAGCAAUCCUGAGGACUGGAGAGAAAAGUACAUCCAUGAAAACUACACAGCAGCUCUGAAAGGGAAAUUGAUAGAAAUGCCCUGCCCAGAUGUUUACUGGUUCCCCAUAUUCACUGACACUGCCUGUGAUGAGCUGGUGGAAGAAAUGGAACAUUAUGGCCAGUGGUCCACAGGUGACAACACGGACAGCAGAAUACAAGGAGGAUAUGAGAAUGUGCCAACUAUUGACAUACACAUGAACCAAAUUGGCUUUGAAAGAGAAUGGUAUAAGUUUCUUCUGGACUAUAUUGCACCCAUCACAGAGAAACUGUACCCAGGAUACUACACCAAGACCCAGUUUGAACUGGCCUUUGUGGUUCGCUACAAACCUGAUGAGCAGCCAUCCCUAAUGCCCCACCAUGACGCGUCCACCUUCACCAUCAACAUUGCCUUGAACAGAGUUGGCAUCGACUAUGAGGGAGGAGGCUGCCGGUUCCUGCGCUACAACUGCUCCAUUCGAGCUCCACGGAAAGGGUGGACCCUUAUGCAUCCAGGACGCCUGACCCACUACCAUGAAGGUCUUCCAACCACCAAAGGAACCCGCUACAUCGCAGUGUCCUUUCUUGACCCCUAGAGUCAUGUUUCCCAGGAAGGACCUUUCCCUGGCCCUGCUCACUGCUGACUUUGAGUGGAAAGAGGGAACGCUGCUGAGAGUUUCUAAGGCAUUGUUCAAAGCUAUUUGGAUAUUGAUUUUUAUAUGAUUUUUAAUAUGAUUUUUAAUGAUAUUCUAAGACUUCACUACUGGAAGAUCUCCCUCUGAUACUGCAGGUAAUAUCUAGGAAUAUUGCUGUAGAAGUCCAAAGGAGAUUUUGUGCCUUCAUUUUUGAUUCUGCUCCUCAUCCACUGUUUCUUGAAUGUGCCAUUUACUUGAACCUUCAUCACUGAUUGAUUUGCUUUAAAAAAUGCUUUUUUGGACUGGAAAUCCAGCUUUUUGGAGUUACAAGUUACAAGCUGGAAGCCUGUUGUCAUCCACAGCAUAUAUGGGACUGGAUGUUAGACAGUAAUUCCUGGCCAUUAUUCCAAAUAUAAAUCAAUCAGGGAGCUGACUCCACGAGUCAUAACAGUUAAAUGUCACUCCAGAUGAAACUGAAUAGUAAGAGCCUGAAGAUCAUCUGAUUCCUUAACUCUUUGCUGUCCUUGCAAGCAAAUCACAAAGUUCAAAGAAGCAGCAGUGACAACAUAGGUGCUUCUGAUUAGCUAAAGGAAGGUCCUCUGAUGAUGCUUUACCUCUGGGAUUAGACUGAAGAGAUAAAAGCCCCCCCACCUUCUGUUUCUCCGCUAAGAGCAGCAGACAUACCCACACAAAUUCAGGCCAUGUCAAUAUGUAGAGUAAAUCUAAGAAAGGUAAGGCUGGGAACCACUACAUCAGUCAGGAAGGCUUAAUUGCAGAAUUGUCUCUGUUCUAUACCAUGUUACAAUUAUCAAAAGCUCUGAUUAAUCUCUGGAUAAAAACCCAGAGGUCCUAGUGGUCUUUGGUGGCCUCAUUCCAGUUGUCAGAGAUAGUUUUGAUAAUUUUCUUUGAUGGCCCAUUCACAUUAGAUGGAAAGAGCUGUUCUCUGGUUCUUAGAGGAAAUAAUUAUUCAGUGUUUCUAUUAUUUGAGAUUGAAAACCAAAAGACUCCAUUGCAGAAACUUCUCCAGUGGGGUCAAGGCUGAUAGAAAUGAGUGGCUAGGAAAUGCUGAGAGAUUGUGAACUAGUAGGUGUAAAAAUAUGUCUAGACUAGACCUGUGGUUAGAGAGGUGUCAGGAAAAUUAAUCCACAAGCAACAGAGGUUUAUGUCCAAAAAGGAGACAGACAAGUCCCAUAGCUUUAUUCAUGAAUAAAGGGAGAGGCCAUGGGGCAUUCCCCUGGGGUCUCUCAAAUUGUUAGAGGA
Molecule: messenger RNA, 4942 nt
Organism: Corvus hawaiiensis (hawaiian crow)
Lineage: Eukaryota; Metazoa; Chordata; Aves; Passeriformes; Corvidae
Gene: PLOD1
Product: procollagen-lysine,2-oxoglutarate 5-dioxygenase 1
Exons: 21
Coding region: 986-3643 (885 amino acids)
Biological process (GO): peptidyl-lysine hydroxylation
Cellular component (GO): endoplasmic reticulum
Molecular function (GO): procollagen-lysine 5-dioxygenase activity; L-ascorbic acid binding; iron ion binding
Source: RefSeq, a predicted model, not a curated record